Molecule: messenger RNA, 1321 nt
Organism: Spathaspora passalidarum NRRL Y-27907
Lineage: Eukaryota; Fungi; Ascomycota; Pichiomycetes; Serinales; Debaryomycetaceae
Gene: PDX1
Product: Pdx1p
Exons: 1
Biological process (GO): pyruvate decarboxylation to acetyl-CoA
Cellular component (GO): pyruvate dehydrogenase complex
Molecular function (GO): dihydrolipoyllysine-residue acetyltransferase activity
Source: RefSeq, a predicted model, not a curated record
CACCACACAACUCUACAUACAAUGCUUAGAGCAGUCACUUUAAAGAGGACAAUCAUCCAAACAUUGUCCAAGAGACAAUUUACCGGUACCUCCCUUUUAAGAGAUGCAUCCGUGUUCAAAAUGCCUGCGAUGUCACCAACCAUGACCGAAGGUGGUAUUGUAUCUUGGAAGUUCAAACCAGGAGACUCUUUCAAUUCCGGUGAUGUUUUGUUGGAAGUUGAAACCGACAAGGCCAAUAUCGAUGUCGAAGCCGUCGAUGAUGGGAAAUUAUGGGAAAUUCUUGUUCCAGAAGGAGCCAAGGGUAUUCCUGUAGGACAAGCAAUUGCAUUCAUUGCUGAACCAGAAGAUGACUUGAGUAGUUUGACCAAACCUACUAUUGAAGAACCAGCAGCUGCAGAAACACCAGCAAAGGAAGAACCUGCUAUUGAAACUACCAAAUCUUCUUCUGCUCCGGCAGCACCCUCUGCAACUGAAGCUAAAGCAGAUUCAACUGGUGUUCUCAAAUCAGCUAACCCAAAUCAAAAAAUAUCACCAGCCGUAGAGUUAUUAUUACACGAACAUGGUAUUUCUAAUGAGGAAGCAUUGGCCAAGAUCCCAGCCCUGGGUCCUAAAGGUAGAUUAUUAAAGGGUGAUGUAUUGGCCCACAUUGGAUCAAUUGACAUCAACUCUGUCGUCAAGCUUACCGAGUUCUUAAACAACAAACAACACUUGGAUUUAUCUAACAUUGUCCCAGCUCCACCAAAGGAAGAAGCAUCUGCUAAAUCCGCAGAAACUGCCACUCCAGCAGCACCACCAAAGCCAAAGAAUAUUCUCACUAUAGAAUUAACUUCUGAAUUAGGCGAGGACGUAUCACAAGCCAAGUUCAGAUUUGCAUUUGAGAAAUCAUUAUCCAACGCCAUCAAGCAAACUUAUGCUGCAAGAUUCCCAGAAUACGCCGAAUCCCCAACCCCAUCUUCAUUAGUUUCAAUUUCUUCGGACGAUAUAUUUGAAGACUUGGUAAGUGCGCCUGUCACCAAAAACAGAUUUGAGGUGUACGAUAUCAACUAUAAAUUUUUGUCCAAACCAACCUCCACUCCUUCAUUUUCCGCCCCAGCAGAUGACUUUGAUGAAUUGCUUGGUCUUGGAACUAAAGAAACUGAAAGCCACAGCUAUGACACAUCCAAGGUUAAUGUUGAGUUUAAAAUUAAGUUUGAUGAACAAGUCACUGAUUCUAAGCAAUUUGUGGAAUAUUUCCAAGACUCCUUGCUUUCUCAAAUACCAGCUAAUCAAUUAACUAUUAGUAACUAAGGGUGUGUAUAGUUUAUAAAUGUAGUAUAUACAG